Lymnaea stagnalis (great pond snail) is the source of this 4272-nucleotide messenger RNA. The record is from the annotation of a GenBank genome assembly. NCBI's taxonomy places the organism in Eukaryota, Metazoa, Mollusca, Gastropoda, Lymnaeidae.
GCUGCACAAGAUACAUGUCAAGUGGCUGAAGAAGGCAACGAAUACAAUUUUCUUUUUAAAUACCAACUUCAAAGCGAAUAUGUUGAUACUAAGAUCAUGGUUCAUAACAAGGACACACCAAUUGCCAAAUGUGAUCUACCAAACCCUUGCAUAUCCUAUUAUUCAAACAUAAAAACGUAUGUCACUAUCAAUGCCACGGGUCAAGAGCUGGCUGUUAUUUUACAAUUUGAUCAAAUGUCAAGAAAUUAUGGUGGAAACUGGAAUAUCGGCUACAAUAAUGUAGAAUCUGAAGCAACAUUGUCUGUUUUUAGUAUGUACAUUUUAUUUUUUUUAUAAUAUUCAAAUUAAGAAUUUUUAUUUACACACUGUAGUUUACCUGAAUGAUAGUAAUAAUCCAUAUUUUUAACAUUUCAUUUUUUUUUUAAAUAUCAGUAGGUUUUUAUAGUAGAUGAGCAAUUAAAGCAAACAAGUUAUGUUAUAUAUUGAUUGUAAAUAUAAAUUCAAUUCCAUUCACUUUUGCUUUUUGUUAGAAAGAGCUACCGCUGAAUGUCACCACUCAAGUUAUGAAGAAAAAUUGCACAUCGUUUGUUCUUCCAAAAAAUGUUACCCUGAAGCAACAUGUGAAAGUACUUUGGUUUUUCAAAAUGUAAGAUUUAUUAACUAAACCCCCCAAAAAAAUUGAUAAAUUAUCUAACAAAGUCACGUGCGGUAUACAUUAUAUAACGAAAUCACUCUUGUAAAUCAAUAAACUUGUUUAAUUUUAGUCCAAAUAUCUAUUUUAAAAUGUGCCUUCGUUUGGGUAAUACGCAGUUAUACAUAUUAAGGGGCAUUUCUGAGAGGUUUAGGAAUGUGUUUUGUGUUCUUUGUUGAUAAAUAGGCCUACAUGUUAAAAUAGAUGGAUGGAUGUUUUUUCGAGUUUUGUAUAAUCUUUCACAAGUAAUUUUUAUUUAAAACAUGAUUUGUUAUCUCAGAUGGUUCAAUUAAAAUAUAUAUACCCAAAUAGGGCCACACACAUAUUUCUAAACAUAUUUUAAAAAUAUGUUUGUAUUUUAUCAUAUUACAAAGUAAAAGCAAUCGAAUCAUACUUCGAUAACUAAGCAAGAAAUUGAAAAAAAAAAUAUCUGCAUUUAGAUAAUGUAUUGUUAUGACAUAUUCUAAAACGUUUCAUUAUCAUACAAACAAUUUAACGUAUGGUGCAAUGCAGCCAUAACUAGAAACGUUAUGAACGCAAAAGUGAACACGUGAAGAACCUCAAACGCUUUGUUAGGUGGCAUACCUACGAAACUGAGAAGCUAGCUAAUCAUGUUGAGCCUUGUUUAUGUGAUACAUAUUUUUUUCAAAAUAAAGAUUUGAGAUCCAAAUUAUGCGUUGGUUUGCUCGUUAACACGUAUUAAUUUCUACGAAGACGUUUAGCUAAAAUCUGAAGUAUUCAAUUUAUGAAAUCAGUUGUAAUUUGUGAUAUAUAGCUUAGAAAGCCCUCAAAAAAUAUUAAUAGCUAUUUUUAGGUUAGUGUGGGUGUAAAGGCCACGACACAGCAUGCCUUCCUUUAGUUACAAAUUAUUCUAAAUUUAACUAUUGUUAUAGCUAUUUUCGACCAUUACUUUUGGUGGUUAAAGAUACUUUACAAUUCCAUUAGUGCGUAUGCCAUAAAUGUUACAUAUUUAAAGAAAAACUUCAAAUGAAUAAAAACAAAACAAAAUAUAUGGAAAUUAUCUCAAUGUUGAUUCUAUUUUUGUUAGUUUCUUUGUGUAAUUAUUAUGAAAAAUCUUUGAUUCUGACAAUGUCUCUUUUUAUUUACAAAUAUUUUUUUCUUCAUUUCACAUUAUCAUUAGCUUUUGAUACUGAGUAGCCAAAACGUGUGUGUGUGUGUAUGAUGUCUAAGUCAUGUCAUAUAAUUCAAAAAUAUGCAAACUAACAUUCAUUUAAUAUGUUAUGACAUGGGCUUAACGGGUAGCGGCGGGGGGGGGGGGGGGUAAGCGAGGUUUGUUUCGUCAUAAUGUUGAUAUAUUUUUUUGAAUAUGCGUACGUUUUUAUGAGUACAAUGGAAACCCUUCCCAACCAGGGACCAGCAAAACUAACGCUUCAAAAAAUAUGCAAACUAACAUUCAUUUAAUAUGUUAUGACAGGGGGUUAACGGGUAGCGGGGGGGGGGGGGGGGCGUAAGCUAGGUUUGUAUCGUCAUAAUGUUGAUAUAUUUAUUAGAAUAUGCGUACGUUUUUAUGAGUACAAUGGAAACCCUUCCCAACCAGGGACCAGCAACACUAACGCUUCAUGUUUGAAUUGUGUUAUGUUUAUGGGAUACCGCAGUGGUUUUCAACAUAUGGGUCACAAUGCCUUAGUAGGUCGCGUCAGUGGUGUGUUAAAAAUGUUCUAUUUUUUUAUUUAUUUUUAAUAAAGUAUUUUAAAUUAUUUCUUUCUGAAUUGAUUGAUUUUUCCAUGGGGAGGGGAUGGGUUUUAUUUAAUUUCAUUUGAAAGUAUAAAUAGUAUGAACGGUUUUCGGACUAAAUUGUUAUCUUUCCUACACUCUUACUACACUACAGUGAUACACAUUUUUAAAAAAAUAUGAUUCAUUUGGUAGAUUUUAACAUCUCAUUCAGUUUACUUUUUUGCCACUUAUUUAUAUAAUUGUUUUCUGUUCUUUUUCUAUUAAUGUUAUUCUUUGUUUCAUUUUUAUGUGUUUUAACUUCAAAACUGGCAACUUCCACGCUAAACUACAACUAGGUGUGUGAAUUUAUCAAUAUUUUCAUCUUGGAAUAGGUUUUGGGGAGCACCCUAUGCAAAAACAUUAAAGUUGUUAGUCAUUAUUUCCUAAUAAUCCCCACCCCAAUAAAAAUUACAGAAUGAACAAAAAAUCUAUGCCCCUCUUCCCUUCUCUAAACCUGUUUCUCGUUUUCUGCUGUUGUGGGUCACCCCAUCUUUGCAAAUUUUCAGAAUGUGUCGCAGCAACAAAAGGUUUGAAAAACUCUGGGUUAGGAUUAUAUUCUUUAGUUAUUAGUGUUUUAAAACCUUUAGCUUUGAUGCCUUUAUGACUGCUACUGGUUUUAUACGUGUACAUUCACUUUCCCUUCGUGAAUCUAGCACAUUUCGGAAAAAGAAAUAAUUCUUUUUGAAACAAUCGGAUCCGGAAAUCAAGCUUAGAACCUUAUGACUAUUUCCUCAAAAUGCCACGAACCAAAAUGCGUUUAAAAAAAAAAAAAUUAACUUGUACAGAUCUAGUUAUUAUUUGGAUUUUCUAAUGAUUUAAAAAAGCUGUUCAAACAUUGGGUCAUUUGAUUCACUAUUUGCACACGAGAUAAGUCUUCAGUACAUGUUUUUCUGCAAAAUACGUUUUCAGUAUCACAAUUUUCCCCAAUUAUUAACUUUUUUUUUUCCAUUUAUUUAAAUAUUACCUGUAAUGUACUAUUAUACAAAAAAUUAAUUUGACCAGUGAUUUAUUCCAUUUUAAUAUUUUUUGGGGGGAUGGGGUGAGGGGAGGGGGAGGGCCGUUAUAAAUGUUUUAAUCUAUAUAAAUUUGUAAAACGAUUAUCCUGACAAAUUUUAGUUAAUUAAUAGUUUUGUAAACUUUGUAUGUAUGAGCUCGUACUUCUAAAACAAAAAUAAUGCAUUAUUUUAUUAGGAUUAUUACAAAAAAAAAACAAUUAUAAAACUUUUUUCUUUUCUUUUAAAUGUAAUUCUUUGGAAACAAUUUCAACAAAUAAUUUUAAUUACAAACCAUCAUACAUAAACCAAAAAUAUAUUUCUUUUUAAAUGAACACAUAAAAAAAAAGAAGGUGCAUUUUUUGUGCAUCAUAACAAUUAUAUUUCUGUUUACCACUCAUAAAAAUAAAGAAAGAAAAAAAAUAUAUUUAUCAUUGCUAACAAUUUAAUUUUUAAAUUAUUCCAUGUUUCUUCAUAGGUAUAAAAUAGUAUAUAUGUAGCUUAUAUACCUGAUGUGCCGAAAAUAUAUGGAAAUGGUCAAAUCUUGUAUUAAAUGUCACUUUAAAGACAUGGUUAAAUAAAAAUUUUUAAAUGAUGUAAUCUAGUAGUUGCAUUCAUUUAUUGCAAUAAUGUAAAUGCUUUUUUGUAUUGUAAACAGAUGACAACAGUAGCAGCGAUGCAAUCGAUGAAUGCAAGUAGCAAACAAAUAUCAAGAAGUCCCGUCUAUUACCAGACAAACUGUUCAACAUUUCUCUCUAUACAGAAUGUGAUCCCCGGAGAAUAUCUAAUAGUGAUCUGGUUGUAUCAGAACAUCUCGGGGUGUGGGAAUGAUUCCAUAAUUUCAACAAACUAUAC